GAUACACAAUCCCUAAUGGACUUCGCUUUGAAACAAUCCAUUUCAAAGAAGGAAGAACAUGAACACGCUCGUCUUCAAGUUUGGCAAUACAUAUUUGGUUUCGUUGAAAUGGCAAUCAUAAAAUGUGCGAUAGAACUCAAAAUUGGUGACACAAUCGAUAGCCAUGGAGGCCUCAUGACACUCCCCGAGCUAUCAUCUUCUUUAAAUUGUUCUUCCUCACUCCUAUACCGCAUCAUGCGAUUCUUGGUUCAUCGAGGAAUUUUCAAAGAAGAAAUCACAGACGAAAAUCUCACAUGCUACAGCCAUACACCGUUAUCUCGGCUGCUUGCCAGUAGCAGCGACAGCAGCAUGGCUCCACUUCUUCUAUUGGAAAGCAACCCAGUGAUGCUCGCACCAUGGCAUGGCCUCAGCGCGCGAAUUAAAGGCAAUGAAGCCAUACCAUUUGAGGCUGCUCAUGGCAAAGAUAUGUGGAGCUAUGCAGCAGCUAACCCAACACACAAUGCAAUGUUCAAUGAUGCUAUGGCAUGCUCUGCGAGGGUGAUGACUGUGCCUGCUAUACUUGAAGAUUGUGGAGAGAUUUUUGAAGGAGUUGAAUGUUUAGUGGAUGUGGGUGGAGGGAAUGGUACAAGCUUGAGCAUGAUAGUCAAGGCUUGCCCAUGGAUUAAAGGCAUCAACUUUGAUCUUCCACAUGUUGUUGCUUCUUCACCGCCAUACAUUGGUGUACAACAUGUUGGUGGCAAUAUGUUUGAUUGCAUUCCCAAGGCUGAUGCUGCUUUUCUCAUGUGGGUUCUACAUCUCUGGGAUGAUGAGACAUGCAUCAAAAUUUUGAAGAAAUGCAGAGAAGCAAUCCCAAAAAAGACGGGAAAAGUAAUAAUUGUAGAAGCAGUUCUUGAGGAAAAAGAAGAAAAUAAUCUGUCGGAUGUGGGAUUAAUGCUAGACAUGGUGAUGAUGGCUCAUACCAACGACGGCAAGGAAAGAACAGCUGAAGAAUGGGCUUAUGUUCUUCAUCAAGCUGGUUUUACUCGACACACCAUUACUCCCAUUCGUGCUCUUCAAUCUGUCAUUCAAGCCUUCCCUUGAUAUAUCUUUAUCCAAAAUGAAUACUUUUCUCUUGUAUGCUUGUCCUUAGUUGAAAAAUAAAGAGAUUUAAAUCUCGACUUUUUAAUAAAAAAUUAAUGUCUUAGUCACUUGAGCUAUGUUCAAAUUGUGACUCAUAUGAAUGUCGUUUAGUAUGUAAUCCAGUUCAUAAAAAUAAAAGUGGCUUUAUUUUCUUA
Molecule: messenger RNA, 1274 nt
Organism: Cucurbita moschata (crookneck pumpkin)
Lineage: Eukaryota; Viridiplantae; Streptophyta; Magnoliopsida; Cucurbitales; Cucurbitaceae
Product: (RS)-norcoclaurine 6-O-methyltransferase-like
Exons: 2
Coding region: 16-1080 (354 amino acids)
Biological process (GO): methylation
Molecular function (GO): protein dimerization activity; S-adenosylmethionine-dependent methyltransferase activity; O-methyltransferase activity
Source: RefSeq, a predicted model, not a curated record